This is a messenger RNA of Porites lobata, 34152 nucleotides long. The record is from the annotation of a GenBank genome assembly. Lineage: Eukaryota; Metazoa; Cnidaria; Anthozoa; Scleractinia; Poritidae.
CUUUGGAGGUGGAAAUAAUGGCCGACUCAGGGGAACUGGUUGUGAUGUGAAUUGAUAGUGAUAGCUGGAAAAAUGGCGUUGAAACAAUCUCCAAAACGCUCGUAAAUCUAUCGUGAUACAACGAUCGAGCACCACAGAUACAUUUUAAUCGCUUAAAGAACUACUACAAGCUUUCUCGGCCUCAUGGAUUGAGUUUACCGGCAAAAUGUUUUGCGCGAGAAUCGAAAUAUUUGCCUAUGGGUCACACACGAACGUUGGUCAUUCAUUGUAAAUCGCCUCGGAUUUUGUGAGAUAUUAAAACUGCAACUAUGAAUCCUGAUCCCAGAGAAUGUAACAUCAAGGUUUUCGCUCGGUUUCGCCCGCAAUCAGAUGCAGAAAUUCGGGCAGGAGGACAAAACGUGGUGUCGAGUCCAACCUCAGACACUUGCGUACACGGGGUAAGACCUAUGAUGUUCUUACUAUAAUAAUUGUAAAAGCAAACUUGCUGUUGUUUCUGGAAUUAUACUUCAUUCAGUUUAUCUUUGACAUUUCUUAUUGUUCCCUUUUGCGUGUUAGGGGAGGACUUACACGUUUGAUCGUGUUUUUAAAUCGAAUACUUCGCAAGAACGAGUUUAUGUUGAGGCAGCCCAGGUUAUCGUCCAAGGUAAGUCCCGUGGCUAAAAGCACACGUUUAUAGUGCCUUGGUGCCGUGUCUCAAAUUGGAUUUAAAUCUGUAAGUGUUCACUAUGCCCUUUGAUCUGGCUGCUUGCUAAAAGGAAUUGUAAAAACAACAAGGCGAUAUGAUAUUGAAAUAGUACAAAAAGCGUCGCCACGGUGAGUUCGAGCUUCUAGGAUUUCCAUUAUUAUCUUUAAAAUGUUUCAUGCUUUUACAGUCGAUGUUCGGAUCCCUUUAAGCAUUCUUUGAUUAUUACAAAAAUGCCAAAGCUCUGUUGAACUUAUGCCAGCUUGUGAUUCGCACGUCUCUAUUCUAUGGUAACACAGAUCCGUCCUUGCAGAAAUGCUUGUCUAAUUUUCCUACAAAAGGGGGAGAAAAUAUGAACUGUUGUCAAAAUCAGUUGCUGAGUCCGCAUUUUAAACCACCUGAAUAAACAUCAAUCGAGGAAAUCAGGCAGUUAAAAACUUGUCAGAAAAAAUGAUACUCGUUUGUGAAAGUUAAAUUGUCACGGAAAGAUGUCAAUUUCAAUAGCCGCAUCAGCGAGUUCAGUCGCCAUUUCCUUUCUGAAUUCCGGUAUUAUUAAUUUAUAUACCGCUUUGAUUUUGCAUUGGAAGUUUAUGAAAGACAUAUCGAAUUGCUUUCACGUUGCUAAUUUGUGGAACUUUUAGCCGGCGUAGUACGUAGUUAUACACCCAGGAACUGUAGCAUGCUCAGAGUUAAAGCCUCAAUGAAAAUGUAUUCGUGUCACACAUAAUCUACGGUAAACAAGACCCUCAGGACUAAACGACUUAAUUUUGAAUUUGUGGUAAGAAAAAGCGAGCAGUUUUUGGCACUUUGUUGGGUGCGCUUUUCUUGUUUUUGCUACGGAAUCGGUCGUAAAUUGUGAUUAGCUAAGGGAAAUAAUUAUUGUGUCAGGUUAAGUAGAUUUUAGUAUUGGUCUCUUUACCAACGCAACUCAUGCAAUAAAAUGUUCUAUUUAUUCUUGUUUAAUCACAUGGAUUUUUUUUACAAAGGCCAGUUUGUUCCUCCUGUUCAGUGUUGUCUGUUAAAAAUGUGAAAACAUCUAAGUUUCUUGUCUUGCUUGCUCCUCUCGCCUCUUAUCUAUAUAAAUCUGUCUCAACACAACUUCCUAAACCGCAACUAUUUUUGUUCCUUGUGAUUUUUUUCUGCUCGCGAGAGAGGUUAUGUAGUUUUGUUUACAGACCUCAUGUUUUUGAAUAGAACUAUAAUAUUUUACAUAUGGCUGAACUUGUUAAAUAUUAUUGUCUCUUCUCUAUGCAAAUUAUUUUCACUGCCAAAAGCUCUUACUUCAUCGAUAAACUUAUUACAGCUGACUGGGUGCAUAAUAUACACUAGUGGUCAUCUCAUUUUAUGUAAACUAAUAUUUAAAGCUUAUGUCAAGAGUUAAGUUCUUAUCUCGAUUUUUGAAUGAUCUUUCGACCAAACGAGUGCGAAUAUAAAGUAAAGUCCUUUACCUGAUGACGUUGAUUUUAGGCAAAUUUCACUCUAUCCUUAUUUAAUUAGGCAGUUUUACCUUCAGAAGGAAAUAAGGGCAUUUCUUGUUAUUAUUCGUCAAAAACGUUUUUGCUGUCAACGAAAAUAGGUGAUAAUGUGUUCCAUUUUUUAUAAUUAUUAUUUUGGAGUAUUUACAUUGUCCAAAAUCAUUCAAGUUACUAGUAAUUAAAUAAAAAAUUCCUCUUCACAUGUGCUCUAGCUUAGAGCUUCCUAUUUCUCAAAGUACAUUAUUUUUUCCUAGUAAUGGCUUGACAGAAACUUCCUGUUCUAUGCAAAUUAAAUGCCGCCAGUUCAAUAUUUUUCUAAUUUCUUAUUUCGAUAUACCAAAUGAACAGUUAUCCCAUUAUCUUAGUCUUACCAAUCAUUCAGUUUUUAAGGUAGCACGAUUCAGAUAAAUUUUGAUCCUAUUUCUCAUAGCUAUGUGUUUUCUUGAGAUACAUGCGUUUCAUCUAUUUUACAGUUUUCCCUUUCCAAAGAACAUUUUUCUAAGUUUAGGUAGAAGUGACCAAACUUUUAAGAAUAUAGAUGUACAUGUACAUGUACAUUUACUAGGAACAAACUUCAUGUUUCAGGAAAUCAUUACUGGCAGUGUUAAAGAAAUAAGCAGAGUAACCAGAGAUAUAUCAAAAUGUAAGAUCUAGAGAGAAGAAUAAAAAAAGAAGAAAUUUAUGAAAAAGAGUUAAUGGUCUCACAGCCACAACAAAUUAUUGAAUUGCAACCUUAAAUUUAUAGCACCCAUUUGAGAAUAAUGCCAAAAGAACCAGCCUUAUUGAAGACAAAAUGGCUGACUUGCCAGUAGAUUAUAGACCUGAUUUUGCACAAAACUCGAGUAGAGGUAGACAAUUAAACUUAGCUCCUCAGAAAUUGUGUAAGUGAUCAUCAAAGUCCUCAUACAUUACUUCAGAAAGAACAACAACAUUCCUAUGUAUAGAAUUGCCUUAUACAGUUUUCACUAUCCAGAUUUCUUCUCCCCUUAAAAAAUAUUUUUCUUGUACUCACAACAAGUAGUCACAAAAAGGACAUCAAAGUGGCAAUUUCGUCUUCGAAUGAUCACUUUGCACAAAGGGACUAGGGCGAGUUUCAAGACCGGCACCUUUUUAGUUGGGAAAAGUUAUCAUAAUGGCAAUUAAAACCAUUUAAACUACAAAAGAGGCUUUUGUUACUAUACCUCUAUUCAGGCAACUGGUGAAAAUUACCGCCACUUUUUAUAUCGUUAUGUUAUGUGCAGUAGGUGAUAUGCAGUGCAAAACAAGGGACUUACCUUAAACAGUGGAUUACAGGAGGUGCUGAAAAAGCUCUGAUUCAUAAACAUUGUAAGAAUGGAAAUACAAGUGUCUUUCAUUUUUUUCUUCAUAGAUGUCCUCAAUGGAUAUAAUGGCACCAUAUUUGCUUACGGACAAACAUCCAGUGGAAAAACCCACACAAUGGAGGUAUGUUUCUUCCUUAAGUUUAUGGUCAUGAUCUAGUCAAUCCUUACAUACUGCACUAAUUAUUACUUAGAGUCAUUUUGUUCUCAGAUGAGGUGCUUAUAUGUAAAAUGGAAGAUACGCCCAAAGCAUGUAUAAUAUGAUUAUUCAGCUUAACAGUGUAUGUUUGUGCAACAGCUAGUGUUGUUUCAAUCAUCCAAUGUUAUUGAUCAUUGAUGGAAAUUUUAAGUGAUCUGCUAAUCGAUUGUGGAAAAUGUGCAAUCAUUUAUUUUAAUGGGAAAAAAAUUCUUGUUGGCAACUAAACGUAUAAAAACUUUUGUGUUGCCUUUUUAAUGGUCUCAUAAUUAAGGAAGAAGAACAGAGAUUUUGAUCUCCCAAAGGCAAAUUCUGAACUCCCGGCUCGAUUUAUACUCGUGCCACAACCCUCAGGACACUCUGAUCACACUUAGCUACUGGAAAUCUAUCAAUAUGUCGAGAAUUAUCAUGGCUAAUUGAUUAUGAAUACACUGCAUUAAUAACCAGAAAGCAAAAACAAAAUGAUCGCACACCUAAAGAAAAAGCCACCAAUGCAGGCUACUACAUCUUCAAUGUAAACAGUUGAUAUCUGCUGCUGACCUGUAAACCACAUUAGUCGUGACAGGAAUCAAACCCCGACUUGUACAAUACACACUGUAUUUACUUAAAUUAACCCUUUCAAACUGCCAAAUAUGACCAAAGGCAAAUUCGACAAAAAUCCCAAAUUUCAUUUUGUAACAUGUUUUAAAACAAAUAACACCACAUGAAAGUACUUCCAAAGAGAUUUCCUUUGAAUGGUCGCACCAUAGGAUUUGGUUCAGAGAAUCAAAAGUUAGAACCACAUACGAAAUAAAUAGUACCAUGUGAAAGUACUGCUGAAGAGAUUUAAUUUGAAUGGUCGCACCAUAGGAUUUUGUCCACAGACGUAAAAGUGAGAACCACCUCACAAACGCCAUCAUCCACUCUGGCAGUGAAACGGUUAAAGUGCCGCCCCCAAUUAAGUGUGGCCCUUGAAUACUGUAAUAUUUCCUUGAAUAAUAGCUGUCCCUCGAUUAAUCGCCUUUACCCAAACUUAUUUGAUGGCAGUGUCAUCAGUUAAGUGUUACAAUGUACAGUACAUGUACAAUGUAUGUGCUUUCAUUCCUUUAUUCUGUGCUUAUUUCACUGAACUUUCCUGAUGUUUUGUUCAUUGGCAGGGUUAUCUUAAUGAUCCAGUUAAUCAGGGAAUCAUCCCCAGAAUUGUGCAAGAUAUAUUCAAUUACAUUUACAAUAUGGAUGAAAAUUUGGAGUUUCACAUUAAGGUUUGUACUUUUUAUAAGAACGUACACUGUGCUACUCUCAUUGUUUUUUCUUCUUUGUAUAAAUAGUACACUAGUAGUAGAGAGGCCAGAAACAACUUAACGGUUUUAAUGUUAUGAUUUUUGUUUCAAUUAAACAUUAAUGUAUUGGACUGGUAAUAUUCUUUUCUCAUUUUAGGUUUCUUAUUUUGAAAUUUACCUUGACAAGAUCAGGGAUUUAUUAGAUGGUGAGAUCUGUUUUAUUUCCAUGAUAUCAAUUUGUCAUUAUUUUGCAUUCAGUUUUCCACCUACUUUUAUUUAAAGAUGAUGUGUACUGUACAUACUCAGACUCGAUUGUAGCUCGAAGAGGUGGUCUGUCAAUCAUUAUUAUAAUUGGUCAUUGAUCAAAACCCUUAAGCGAUGUGAUGAUUGGUUAUGAAAACUGUCGAACAAUGAAAAAAUUAUUGUUAACAAAUGAAAAUAUCAAAACUUGUGUGUUUAAAUGGACUCAUAAUGCAGCUAUAAUUUAUUGGUGACCCUUUUCUCCUACUUUGUUUGCAUUUGUUGUGUGCUGAAAACAGGGCACAGUGGCCAUGCUUAAUUUGAAAAUGAUCCACAGCAAAAAAAAACUCAAAAGAUUUUAAUGCUUUGACUUGACACAAGUGAGAUUUUUUUUAUCAUAAUCAGUGAUUGGCUGGUUGUGUCUAUCCAAUGUUGUUUUUGAUGAAAGCUACCUUCCGUUAUUCUUUGGGAAUUUUAUUAUUGUAGAUAUAAAUUAAUUUGCUGGUGUAACUCUAUAAUUCAUAGGGUGAAUAUAGUCAGUGCACUUCCAGUUUUGGCACAAAAUAGGUUCAGAAAUGUUUUUGAGUUUAAAGGGGAAAGUUACCACAUUUAAAUGUGGAAGAAUACAUGCACGUUGUACUGUGAAUAACAAUGGAGACCUCACUAUUCAAAACCAGAACUGAUGGUGGGUAAGGGGGCAGAAGCAAUAAUCCUAUUAAUAUUGUGCUUCAUGCCACAGAAAUCCUGUUUAGCUGCAGUUCAUUGGCCCCAUGGCUCAUUUUUGCCUUUAUCUUUUAUCUUGCAUCAUUGCAUCAGCAAUUUUAUUGACAUUUUCAUGUCUUUAUUUUUUUUAGUGACAAAAACAAACCUAGCAGUCCAUGAAGACAAGAAUAGAGUUCCUUACGUAAAGGUAGGAAAAAGUGAAACAAGUUUUGUUGAACCAUAAGGUUAAAAUAGUAACUUCUAUUUCUUUGGUUCUUUUCAAAAAGAAUAGAGAAAAGAAAAAGGAAGAAGCAGAAAAUACAAAGAUUAAUAUUAGUUUUGUGGUUAUACAUGUGCAACAAUUUAUAUAAUCUGAGAAGUAUAACUACUCAUGACUAAUGAAACCAAUCAAACAAGAUGUGACAAUGUCUUGAUUAUCAAUUUGAGUCCUAAUUGUCACCAUUCAAAUAGAUGACUGUCCUGCUUGUCGUUCAUAAGUUUCUUAUCAGUUGCCUUUAAGUAGCUCUGGAACACUUCUUUGGAAAGCUAUUAAUUUUUUUUUUUUCAGGGUGCAAGUGAAAGAUUUGUCUCCAGCCCUGAAGAAGUCAUGGAGAUCAUUGAUGAAGGGAAAGCAAAUCGCCAUGUGGCAGUAACAAGUAAGUGGGUCUUAUGUACUAAGAUGGGAAAAUAAAUAUCAACCAUUUUUUAGAAGGAGGGGACAGUGGUGGAAAAUCUGUGGUUGAGUUGGUGAUUGUAAAGAUGUAAAGAGAAAGCUCUCCAGAGCAUGGCCUCUCUGAGAUGAUGAUAGGUAAUUAAAUUACCUAUCAUCAUCUCAGAGAAGAGUAGAGAAGAUCAUAAAAUAAUUGCUGUACAUAACAAUGGCCUUUUGGCUCUUAAAGUACCUAUUCGCCACUAAAUGUGAUCUUGUCGUUUUAUCCUGCUCCAGAUAUGAAUGAGCACAGUUCAAGAAGCCACAGCAUUUUUCUCCUCCACAUUAAACAAGAAAAUGUGGAGACAAACAAGAAACUGAGUGGAAAACUUUAUUUGGUGGACUUAGCGGGGUCUGAAAAGGUACUAAAAAAUAUUCACAAAGUAAUAGACACGAGUGAUGCAACUUGCUGCGUGGUAAACAUUGUAUAAGCUUGCAAGUAGUAAAAAUAGGGAUCGUUGGCUGGGUGCCCUGCGAUCAGAGGUUUUUUUCUGGCAUGGCUUUAACGUUUUCAAAGUCAUUCACAUAGCUUGCCACCAUGUGACUUCCAAACAGUUGCCAAAAAUUAGCACUUAAUAAAUUGCUUAAUGCAGCUGGGCCAUGGAGCUUUUACUUUAGUUUUACAAAAUUAAAAGCUAGUAUGUUAAGUUGGGUUAUGACAGGUUAUGCUGUUUGUAUUUGUACAUGAUUGGUAAAAUUUUAUGUUUUAGUGAAUCAUCGUAAUCUGUUGCUUAUGGACAUCAAUGACAUUAAUUCACUGCCAUAAUAAAAAUAUCACAAAUAUGUGGAUAAAGGACUGUCCUAGUGACCCCUUAAAUAGCUACUAAUUUUAAGUGCUGAUGACUGGUGCACUGUUCCAGGCCCAAAUGCAGUGUAAAUGUUGCUUGUCCACAUGUAAUAUUUUAUGUGAAUAAGACAAGUUUAAAUUUUAACUUUCUGGUAUUGCUUUGUCUUUAACAGGUCAGCAAAACUGGAGCUGAAGGUGCCGUCCUUGAUGAAGCAAAGAAUAUCAACAAGUCAUUGUCUGCUCUGGGAAAUGUCAUUUCAGCUUUAGCAGAAGGAACGGUAUGUUUUCCUGGGAAAAAAUAUAUAAUUAUACAGUGUAACUGAUGGAAGGUACAUGUAUUUGCCUUUAUGUUAAAAAACAAGUACAGUUUACUCUUAAUGCAAACACAAUUGAUCAAGUGUGAGUUCAAGAAGGUUGGAUACUGGCCAAGUUCCAAUCUUCUGGUUUAAUAUGAAGUCAUGGUCCCAGUUGGAAGCGAUACUUUAGGAAUUUUUGUGGAUUUGCUGCUGGGAUCCCAGAAACCUUAGCCUUUACCAGACCAAGUUCAGCUCAACUUUGCUUUCCUCUACUAGCUGACAUCACCAUCAAAAUCCCUCUCUAUCCUAAGAGUCACUAUUUUCGUCAAACUUCUGAGGUUGAUGCUUUCUUAGCUAUUAAAAUGAGUUGCGGUUAUAAUUUGCCAAUUUCAUUUUUUAAGCGUGUCAAUUCCCAGCUUCCCCUGUCUAGACUUAAAUUAUCAAUGAAUUGAUCAGUUACCUGGAAAAAUAAUGAAUACCCAGUUCUAGACCUUAGACCCAAACUCUCUGAUUUUUUAUACCCUAUUCCAGUCUAUUGCUUGAAAACCAUAGUAAUACCCUUCACAGUGGCACAUACUGUACCUAAUAUAUAGACCAUAAUUAUAUGGCAGUACCCCUCCCAGGGUCACGGCCCAUAAAAUGCAAAAAAAAAAAUGGAUUGAGACCAAUAUCCAGCCAUCUACCCACCUACCCCUCCCCUAAGCCAACAUUAUGCCCUAAGUGAGAAGUAAGUGUUGAUGUUGGCUUAGGGUGGGGGGGGGGGGGUGUAAGUGGGCAUUUCCCAGAAACGUAUAAUGAUCCGUAUGGGAUGUCCAAAUAACGUUUUUCUUGCAAGAGCAAAGCUUUUCCUGCUGGCUUAGGAAGCCAAUCAGAACACAGAAUUUGCUUAAUUUUUCCCCUGAUUGUGUGAAGAACAAUGAACCUAAUAAUCAACCUCAUUAUUUUAACAGAAAACCCAUGUGCCCUACAGAGACAGCAAAAUGACAAGAAUAUUGCAAGAAAGUUUGGGUAAGUAAUAAACCCACCUACCCCUCCCCUAAGCCAACAUUAACACUUACUUCUCCCUUAGGGCAAAAUGUUGGCUUAGGGGAGGGGAAGGAAGGCAGUAUGAUCCAUAAUAACUUGUAGUGAUAACAGACUUUGAAGAAGUGGUGAACUACACUGUAUGGGAGAUGACAUCAUCAGCGGAUCUGUAGUUCAAGAAAGUUGUAUUAUUGCAACCGUAGAGCUUCAAAAUUACAUCAAUAUAAAAUUAUUAUUAGUGCUAUAACAGUUCAGUGUUGUAAUUUUAUUAAAGUCUUUUCAAAAUGGUGAAUUACUAUUCAGCAAUUUAAGCUAUGAUUAACGUUAAUAUAAAUAUGAUAGUCGUGGAAUUUGACCUUCAAUUCCUCUUUGUGGUCAGCGACAAAUUUUUCCGUAAAAUAUCACACAGGUCAGGAGAAGAAGAAAAAUGAUCAGCUCAAAAGAAUCUUGAUUGUCAGGGGCUGAUCCCCCCGGUUUGACCGUUUUACUGAAAACAAUCAGAGGAAAUGACACCUCCUUUUUGAGGGGAGGGGGAACACGCCCUAGCCCCCCGCCCCCCUAAAAAAAAUUAACAUAAAUAGCGAUUUUGAAACAGUUUCUCCUUAUUAGGACCACAAGAAAUUUAUGGCCAACAUUUUGGAAAAUAUGCAUCCUGAUGUUAGAGCUUUUUGGUUAAAUUCUAUUAUUUUUCAAUACAGGUGGAAACGCAAGAACAACCAUUAUAAUCUGUUGCUCUCCAUCAUCGUUUAACGAAGCGGAAACACGAUCCACCCUCAUGUUUGGUCAAAGGUAAUGUUGAGAGAAAUUCACAGAUGCAGUAGAUACAAUUCAACUGUCUACAGAUCGAUAUUAACUGCCCGUGGCUAAAUUGAUCUUCAUCUAUGAUUUCUUCAACCUUGGAACUUCAAAAACUAAUAGAGUGUAGUCCAUAUUUCCCUGAGAGAGAGCCGAAGCAGUUAUUACUUUGCGCAGGUAGCUAAAAACCCUGGGACCCCAAGCAAGACUAAGGUUAACAAAUUUGUAUUGCCAAGCUGCAGAGAAAUCUUCAAUUAGCCUGUGUGCAGGCGCUGGUUAGUUUAUUGGUUAGUUGUUAUAAAGCGCGCGAGGGUUACACGCGCGCGCAUCCUCGAAAUUUCUCCCCUUUGCCAUAUUAGUGAUCAGCAGCUCUUCAGAACUCUACAGGGUACACAGAGCAGUUCUAAAAUCAAUGUUCCUCAGGCUUUGAUACUGUCAAUCUCUCUCACCGAGUCGAAGAAAGUUCUUGGAAAGUUUUAGAUUGUCCUCCUUUAUUUUGAGGUUUGAGGUUUUUGUGAUGAUUUAUUGUUAUAUUUUGCCUUUAACUAACACAACCUGCAAUCUUUAGAGCCAAGACCAUUAAGAACGUCGUGGUUGUUAAUGAAGAGCUUACUGCGGAAGAAUGGAAACGGCGCUUUGAGAAGGAGAAAGAGAAAGUGGGCAAACUUCGUGGAGCGAUCGGCAAAUAUGAACAAGAAUUACAGCGUUGGCGAGCAGGUAUGACAUUUCUGAGGUACAGAGUUGCAAGACAGGGCUGAUUGGUGGGUGGGGCACUCCCAGGGAAUUAUCUUGGUUAUUUGAGGGGUACAAGCUCCCCGCCCCCCAAAUGUCCAGCUUCCCCCUAAAAAAUGUUGUUAUCAUUACAGUAUAUAGGUAACUCAUCGGAAAAAUCAGCCAGACGCGACGAGGUCAGUGCACAUACUGGAACGUUUCUCAUAAUUGUGUCUCAAAAUGUAUCAGAUUGCAUCUCACCGCAUACUCAUUUGAAAAAAUUUCCGGGGAAACAAGUAUUCCCCCCCCCCUCCCAGGAAGCUCCUGGCCUUCGGCCACUCGGGACUUCUCCCCCUCGGGACUUCUCCCCCCAAACGAUAAAUCCUAGAUAGAACCCUGACUCCGGGUGCCUGUGUGCACACAAUUACUCUUAGUUCUGCGUUACUGCGCACACAUUGCAAAAUGGCGUCCAACAAGGUAAAACAGGUUUAUUAGGAGUGCACAGUUAAAUAUCGAGUACCCAAGGUGUGAACACUACACCAUUCUGUGCCGGUACCCGGGCACUGAGUCCUCGGGCAUGAAAUUUGUUCAUCCCAGGGGCUCUUCUGUUGUAACUUUUAGUAGUCCCUCAGGUUUGUCGUGCGGGAGACCACGUUACUUGCGAGCGAGGGAGGUAAACGUGCGAGGGCGGAGACGUCUUCUUCUUGCUCGCACGUAAUAUGCUGUCCCGCGCGACAAUCCUGAGGAAGAAGUAGUAGUCUUUUCUUUUACUCCUCUCGUAAACUUUCCCCAGAACGUUAAAGACGGCUCGACACAAGCCAGCGUAGCUAGCGGUUUGUUUGGUGAGAGGGAAAAACUCGCGGCUUCGCAAUGCGCUUGACGAACACAGCUUGACACAAACUGAAGAUAACUCACUAUAUUUCCCAACGCUGUCCAAUGUACUGAAUAGAUUUCCUUCCGUAAUUUCUGCUUUUUCCCCAGGUGAAUCAGUUCCCGAGAUUGAACAGAUGACCAAUGCUAAAGACAACCGACAUUCCCAGGUGUUUGAGAGUCUUGCUUUGUUAGCUCCAACACAACCUGCCGUGAGCGACAAGGAAAGGAAGAAAUUCGAAGAUGAAAAAUCAAAACUUUACACUCAGCUAGAUGAGAAGGUAAGGAUAAAUUAUGAUGCUUAAAAUAGUUGCUACUGGUAGGUGCGGCUUUGUGGUGUAGAGAUCAGGAAUAGCAUUUGAUUUCUUUGCUUUGACGUUCCAUAAUGAGUUCACAGGAAUGAGGGUGUAAGGGUAUCAUUUAUUUUCUCACAAUGUACUUGUCAGAAAGCCGAAUAGGGCCCUAACAGGCCCUUGACAAUACAGAAGUUCAUAACCCAUAAGCGCCUUUCAACUUGUCUCCGUGCGUUCAAAUCGACUAUGAGUUUAGAAGUGUUGCCUUUGAAGAAAAGGAAAAACUGGUGUACCUGGCGCGGAGAAAAACCUCUCGGAAUAAGAUAAGAAACUCGAUCCGCAGAGGAACGCCGGGCCGAAUCAAACCUGGGUUCCUUUGCUGGGACACGAGCGCCGGAGUGCUUUCACCUCUCCGUCAUCCUUGCCCCACAACAGCAGAGGCGACCACGACAUCGACGGCGACAGUAUAGCAACGGGAGCAUCUAAAGCGUCAUUAUAGGUUUAAUGAAACCUUGUCUUUUUACUCGACUUAGAUACGGUCCUUAAAAGUUGAACUCCAGAAAGAUUCUCUAGCAUUUGACAAAGUAGAACGAAAUGGAAUAAUACUGUAGCGAAUGAGCUUUGAAAUACCGCGAAUUCACUUUUUUUAGGUGACGUUUAUGCUGCCGUCCCUCUUGCCGUCGUGGUUGCUUAAACUCCUUGACAUUUUGUGGAUCAAUAACCGUUAUAGUCUGAAAGCUUGUUUUCGUUUGCGAGUGGCGAGCCGGAAGCGAGCCGUUCCUCGCUCGCCUGCAGCUCACGCUUGGCGUCUCACGAUAUUUCCCUAACGUAACGCUUGCUCGCAGGCUUUAACCGUCAGCAGAAGGUUAACUGAAGGGCGGGUCUAAGAUACAGGUCACUUUUCCGCAGGUUAGAGUACAGGUCACCUCGAUAGUGGCCAAUGAACAGCAUCAAAACUGUCUCCUGGCCCUAAUCUUUUAACAAAAUGCUCUAUUAGAUCGAUGGGAAUUUGUGUGGUUUGGUAAUUUAUCGAUGGAGCAGUGACCUGUGGAAUGUGACCUGAACUUUAGACCCAGCAAAUUCGGAAUCUAGCUCUUGGAAUCCGGAAUCCAAAGCGUGGAAUCCAGAAUUUAAGAUUACCUUACGUGGAACGACGAAUCGUUUUCUUUAUAUUUCCAUUUUCUUUCAAGGAUGACGAAAUUCAGAAGCAAGCGCGACUGAUUAACCAGCUGAAAGAACAGCUGAGUGAUCAAGAGGAGUCGCUGAAGUCCAGCCAAGUUGACACGGAGAGACUUCAGUCCCAGAUCAACACCAUGCAGAGCGAGAGCGAGACAUCAAAAACAGAGGUGAAAGAAGUGCUCCAAGCCCUGGAAGAAUUAGCUGUUAAUUAUGAUCAAAAGCUACAGGAGGUGGAGACGAAGACAAAAGAUAAUGACAAGUUAUCUGAAGAACUUUCACAGAAACAGGUGCAGUAUACUUGACACAUGGAAUUUUUUUUUCAUGUUAGCCUAAAAUAUCAGCGUAAUUUUGCCUUAAAUAUAAUGUUUGUCAUGCAUCCAUUCAUCAGUCAUAACUGUAAGUUGAAUAGUAAUUAUGAUCUAUCCAUUUAAAACUGAUUAAAAUAAGACAUUUGCAAAAUGACGUCAUAUUAGCACUAAGACCAGAAUCCUUCGGGGUUUUGCUUUCUUAUGCAAAUUAGGGCUUUUGUUAUUUAAACUUCUCUGGUGUUACCAAAUGAAGGAAAAACAACUGGCCUAUUAUGAUAUGUCACUCUAGGGGCUGCUUGCAAGUAAACGAGAGUCACUCGAGGACCGCAAAGAUUGCGUGUGCAGACUCAGAAUCACCAUAGAAAAGCCGCGGUGCUCACUAGCUAUCUAACUAGUUAGACUAAAACAAAUAAUUCAUCUAGAGACUCGAAUGUAAGCACUACCUUCAUCACACUUUUUGUCUAGGGGUAGGGUGGGGUUGAGGGGUUUUAAAAAAAGGCAACACCUUGACUUGCGUCGCGGUUAUUUGACGAUGCUUUUUUCUUUAUUUAUUUAAUCUAACAGGGACAGCUAAGCAAAGUGUCGAAAGAACUAGACGAGAUAAGGGACUCCACAUCAGCGCUAAGGAAAAGGCUGGCGGAAAUGAUGAACAGUUUGCUGUCCGACUUAGUAAGUGGUUUGAGUUAUACAACAAUUUACUUUCACUUCUCACAGAAUUUGUUUAGCAACUGCAUGGCUAAAUAGAGGUUUGUGCCUGGAGUAUGCCGGACGGUUUCACUUUUAACAGCCAGCCCCUACAUUGAAUAACAUCCCCAUAGCUGGCACAACGGCGCUACCCAGCCAUUAGCCCCGACACAAAGCGAAACAAAAAGAGGUACCGAUCGGACUGAAAAAGUAUCAGUGGAGAAAGAACAACAGGGUAGGGAGGGAGAAAAACUGGUUGCGGAAAGAAACCACGUGACAGGAACAACGAAGCACGAAGAAAAGUCAACACGCCACUGAAUCACGUGAAGAAUGUAGUGAGCUACCGAGCAUGCUCGUACCGACCGACGGCGGAUCACUAUCACUGAGGACGCUCUUUGUUGUUGACCUCUUAAAAAUUGCAUUUAUACCAGACUCCAAAGUUAGAACUACAUCCAUGUCUAUGUCACAGGUCAAAUUUGAUUUCAGGGUAACAUAUGUAGGUUGAUUUUUAAUUUCCUUCGGCUCCCUGCCCUUGGAGACAAAAGAAUAGGUUAAAUCAAGAUAAGCGUGAAAUCAAAUUAGACCUGUAACAUCUACAUAUUAAAGAGUGAACUAUUCGGUUAAAAGAUUAUUUUUUACAUUUUUAGGGUGAAAUUGGAAAUGUUAUAGGAGGAAAUGCAGCUGAGAUAAAGGUAAAGUAAGGCCUAGGACAAACCUUGAACUUUCCAUGAGACGAACCAAACUUAGUGAGUUGAGUUCGGAUCAAUUUAGGUUUCGAUUUUCUUUUAUGUAGGUGUUAAAAGCUUAUAUAGCUUUUUUUCUGUUUAAAUGCAGAAACCAAAUAUCGAUUGCAGUGGCAAAUUAGAUGAAGACUUUACAGUGGCUAGAUUGUAUGUGAAUAAAAUCAAGUCAGAGGUCAAGACCCUGUCCGUGGUAAGUGUUGAGAAUCGGCAGUACUACACAGGAGAGCGUUUAGCAAGCAGGGACUUUAAGAUCCAACGACGCGACGGCGACAAGAACGUCGCUUAAAUAGUGAAUUUGGGUUCUUUCAGUCUUUAUAGCGAUUAUUCCUACCCACUUACUUUGUCAAUUGUAGGCGAACCCUCCUGAAGCUGAAUUUCAAGGGACCAAAUUCAAGCUCAGAAAGAGAAAUAAAAUUUCGUCGUUGCUUGUUUACGUCCUCCAUAAAACGCGAAAUUAGGCAUUUUCACGUCGUAGUCGUGCAAAAACGGGAAAGAAAUGAACAAAAAAGUGUGAUGCACGUGCGAAGUUGUUGUUUUGCUAAUUAAACCAAUUGUUUUUUUGACGUUCUCGUUGCCGUCCGCGUCGUUGGAUCUUAAAGUCCCUAAUGCAUCCUGUCUACAUCAUUGUUUCGACAUCGUUUCGAAAGGCUGCAACAUUGCUCCAACAUUUGAAUCCUGUGUUGCGCUAAAAAUCGUCGUUGCGAAUCGUCUCGUGUAACGUCACAUAGUAGUGCACGCGAGUGAACCAUACUUUUUACGGGUUGUAAAAUUUCACAGCGUCAUUUUGGCGGGAAAAUAAGGUCGACGUGGUCAUUCUACUACGCGAGGUUUAGCGAGAGUGUCGUAGUGGCAGAAACAAAUUAUCGAAUGUUAGAAGGUCUAUCAUUUUGCGAUCGGGAGAGAGCUUAACCCUUUAACCCUAAGAUCCAAAUUUGAAUUCUCAUUUGUUGCCCCUAUUCAUUUCCUACAGAAGUAGUGGGGAGAAAAUGAUGAAAUAUCAAGCAAAUUCAUCUUGUGUGAUCAUGUCCAUAAUUCUCAUGACCGCUCUGUUUAACACUCUUAGUGCUUAAAGGGUUAACCUCCUCUAAUAAAGGCAGCAGUGCUAACUUUUCUGGUGAAAAAACGUACUAUGAUACACUUCGGGGUGUCUAUUUUUUUUACAAUACUCGAAAAAAAACUUCAAAUCAAAUCGCGUACUCGUAUUCGUUCUCAUCCUCGAAUCUAAGGGGCCGACCAUUUAACUCUUAAGGGGGGGGAGGGGGGGAUUUUGAAAAAAAAUUUCCUGCAAGCGCUUGUCGGAAGAAAAAAAUUGCAUGCAGCACAAAUGUAAUAAAGAGCUUAUGGGAAAAAAAGGGGAAAAAAUAUCCUGCCCACCAUAUUGCUAGGAAAAAAAUUCUUGAUGACCAGAAAUCACCCCCCAAGAGUUAAAUGGUCGGCCCCUAAAGGUCUCUAUUACCCCACUACUGUAAACGGUUUACAUCUUGAAAAAAAAAACGUGUAAUUUGGUUCAAGUUAAACUUCUGUGUUGCCAAAAAAAAAAAUGGAAUGAAACCAAAGACCUAACGCUUUGCUGGGUAGCUCUCUAGGAUCUGAGCCAACCGUGCCUCAGUUAGAGUGACUGGGCACUCGAGGAUUUCUUUACUUGUUUUGUGUUUAUUUCUUUAGCGAUUCAUUAACCUGGAAAUAGUGGAAAGUGAUCUGAAGUCAUCACUUGAUGGAAAGAACAGAGAGCUGAACCAAUCGCAGCUCCUUAUAUCACAGGUAAUGUACAUAAAUCUAUCAAUUCGCUAUAACGACUCGCUCGUUUCUUCCAACUUUUGGGUUAUGUGCCUCACAUAGUCUCUGUGUAAUUUAAUUUCCGUAUACUCAUUACUUCUGGUAAGUCAUUUCUCAUUAAACUUUGAAGUAGACAGCUAGGAUGUAAAAGUAGGCGGCGGCUUAACAAUAGAGUAUUGUAGACAAUUUCAGGCCUUCAUUCCUUAUUUUACUCCUUUUCCUCAAAAAGUACAGGGCCCAGUUGUUCGAAGGCAAAUUAGCGCUAACCCAGGGUUAAAUUUUUAACCCGGGUCUCUCUUUCUUUUCAUCAAAAGCAUUUUCUCGGACAAUUUUUUCUAUUCUUUUUAGAGUAGCCAAUCAUCAGAUUGUUGACAAAAAGAAUUGAACUGAAUUUGCUUUUUAAGCUUUCAGAUCUGAAUUCAAAUUUCAAACUAACCCUGGGUUAUCUUUACCCAGCUUUGAACAACUCGGCCCAGGGCUCAAACCUUAAAGUAGCCGGUUAUUUUAGCCGGUUGCCGGAAAUUAAUGAGAAUAAAUUUUUGCCCGUAGUUGGGUGUUACCUAGACUGCGAGUAUUCCCCAUUUUUCCUCAGGGAUAGCAGAGCGAGCGAAACGCGAGCGCUCGUGAAAAUCAUGGCACCGCGUGGGGUGAUUUUCAAGCGCGCUCGCGUUUCGCUUACUCUACUAUCCCUGAAGAAAAAUGGUGACUGCUCGUAGUCUACAUGUUUCUUGGUGUUGCGAAAAGUAUUGUUGAAUAGCUAUUGUGUUUUGGAGUGGGUACUGUUGAGUGUCUUUUCAAUCUUUUUUUUUUUUGUUUCUACUGUUGAUCACACCAGUACGAAACACCAAUAAUCUACGUCUCAGUAUCUCUAGCUGUCCUAGUCGUUAGUAGGUUGAUAUCUUAUCAUGGCUUUGCAUCAACCUGAUAUACUGUAUGUGUGUUUCCAUUAUCGAUAUCUUGACGUUAUUACGAGAAAAAAUAUGUGUUAAUCUCAUCUAUACCCUCCAAAUAAAAUUUGAGCGGUAAUCAGAGAACGUCCCUCAUAUAGUUUUCCUUAAUACCCCUUCUCGCCACAAGUUUACUCGAACGAAAUUUCCUUUCUCUUGAUCAAAAUUUCACUGUAAUUUACCCCGAUAACUCGAACUGUUUUUUGUUUCCCUUCAGAGUUCGAGUUACCGGGGUUCUACUCUAGUUACCUGGUAAAUUAUUUCGACAUUAAGAAAGGAGGAUUAUGCGGCAGUCUUUCCAUGGUUCCAUGCGGCCAUUUUUCGCGCUUCUUUGACGUUAAGUUAGCGUCCUUUUGUUUUUCAGCACGAAGCUAAGAUGAAGACACUUGAGGCAGACAUGAAGGAAAUGGAAUCAAAGAAGAGGAUUUUAGAAGAAGCUGUUGACUCACUGAAUGAAGAAAUAGCAAAACUGAAAGCCAAGGGUACGUAAUGUUGAUCGCGUGUUAAAGCUAAAGAGAUUUUUAAAACUUAAGUCUGCUUCUAACUCUUUGGAGGAAAGUUUUCCUUUGUAAGAAUUAGGUCUUUUCAUUGAGAAUUAGCGGAGAAUGAGUUGAGGUCUGCGAAGCGAGGACCACCUGAAACCUUGCUUUAUUUUGUAGCUCAAAUGCACGCCUUGGCGCUCAAAGACAAGGAAGAGGAACACGCCGGCUUGCUUCACGAUGCGGGUAAAAUGCAGGUAUGGUCCUUUUGCUCUUAAAAUAUAUUCUAUUUUCCCAGGUACUGGCAUAUGUAGCCUCAUGUUCAUUUCAUUCUUGCUGAAACGAACUUCAAGUUCCUAAAUAAAGUUUUCAUUUACGUACAGUAUUCGAAACAUAAGUUCCGUUAAAACAGACUUGAGCACAAAGAAAACCAAACCAAAUAUAGAAAAAUGGUCAGAAACCCUCAGAGUCAUGUUAGAAUUUUGAUAUAUCGAACGUGGGCGAUUGUUUUGUUGGACGCGUUCUGGUAUAUUUUAACAGUAUAAAAAUAUAUUUAACAAUUAUUCGCCGAAGGCGAAGUUAAGAUUGUUGAAUAAUCCCCGAGACGAAGUCGAGGGGAUUAUUCAACAAUAUUAACUUCGCCUUCGGCGAAUAAUUGUUUUAGUAUAUUCACACGAAGUGAUCUCAACAGAAUCAGAAAGGAAACCAUUAAAAAACGAUUAGUUUGAUUGACAGGUGAAUUCAUGCGUGAACACGAAGCCGUAACUCGUGGAUGCGCAAAAGUUAGAUCUUUACAGUAUCUUCAAACAUGGCAAAUGAUAGUUUUAAUCUUUUUGUUUCGAGUUUUGUAAGCUUUAGCAUCAACAGUUUAAAAGAAAUUUCCGAAAAUUAAAAUAACUACCCAAUUCUGAGAAGAAAAGUAGAGCUUUAUUUGUUUCUGUCAACUCACCGUGAAUGAGAAAGUUUUCUUUGUCACUUCUUGCAAAUGCUGUCAACAGCGGCUACGAUCAAGGUGAGCGUUGUUUAUCUCCAAUGUUCUUUGCCUUGUUAACUUGCUGGAACGUACAAUUUUCGGAAAUAUUUGCCUUCCUCUUUUCUCCAUAAAUUAACUUCCAUUUUGUUCGGGAACAUCCACAUUCACAACAUUCACAAUAAGAGGACUGUAUAAUUUAUUCCCAACUUUUCACCUUCGACGUACACGUUCUACAGUCAAUGUACACUCAACAACAAUAUUCCACAAUCUGCCCUUUCAACACGCGAUACAUAUGAUAAACAAUGACUCUGUUAUAUGCCUCAGCUAUAGAUUAUACAACUAAGCAUUUAUCUAUCAAUAUUAAUCAUGUCAUGCAGUCAUUGAUAUCCGGUUUAAUCCAUCGCGUGCAAACUCUAACGGUAAUUACAAUUUCGUGUCAUUUCCCUUAAAAUCACGCAACGUAGUGCUCGUUGCGUUACAAAAUGCGUACUAUUUCCGACACAUUUAUAGGGAAAAUUGGUCUUGCGAGAAAACCCCGAAAUCACAAAACAGUGACAAAGCGACCUCGUUUUCCUCUGUAGUGGUAAACAUAGCUUCGAGCGUACAAAAAGUCAACUACAGUAAACCACUUCACAAUAAAUCACGCUGUUUAAACACCAUGAAGUCUUUUCUUGCCUUCAAAGUCAUCAGCACUUGGAUAUUCGUGUAUUUUCAAAAAGGCCUGACUAUGAAACUUUGGCAAAACACCCAGUUCACGACAGCGAUUUUGUUCGGCUUAGGCGGUGAAUAUAACGUCAUAGUCCGAGAUAGCUAACCAAUCAGAUCGCUUGAAUUACCAAGAUCGCUGAGUGUGUAUAUACUAAAUGAAAAUAGGCUCGAUUUACAGCCGCUGUUCUUGAAAUGAGCCCGCGCUCUUCCCCCGAACAGACAGUCUUUCCUUGGGGAGGACCGAGAGAGAGCGGCGGAAAUUCCGGGUUCUCGGGCACAUGCGAUUUUGUUGGGUUUUUCCAAUUCAAAAGCCUGCUUUUCGCUAGUAGCGUCGACAAAAGAUGAUGCCAAUAAAGAAAUGUGCUACGUACAAGCGAGACUAAAGCUGAAAAUUUUCGAGUAUUGUGGUAUCAAACGAAAGGGACCUUUAACUUUAAUCGUUCUCAAAGAUCUUGCUAAACGCUCGAUUUAGUGUCACGAGUGGGAAAACCUGCAAAUGUCGUGAGAAAACUCUACAAACCAAUUAGAAAGCGUGACUUGGACCAAUCACGGGAAUAAAUUGCGAGCAGGCCCUUUGUUUUCCAAAACGCGCGAGAUCGGAGAUGCUAUCGCCUUUUACUUUUCACUUCUAGAAGUCGCUUGCAACUCGUGCUAAAACGUAGCACGUCAUUAACUUUAAACAAAAACAGACUGCUUGCAGUCCCCUUUAAACUAACAGUAGCUAACACCAGAGCUGCCCUCGCUGUAAAAGCCUUUGGAAAUUCACCCUUGAAUUGGAAUAUCCAUUUCAGACCAGACGCGCUAAUUCUUCAAUGAACCAAUUUUCUUGUCAAUAACUGUCUACUAAUUCGAAGAUAUUAAUAAAUAUUGAAAGCUCCAUUAAAGGCAAAGAGAUUCAGAAAACAACGUCGGCAAAGUUGAAAGUUUGGCAGGUGAUGUGAACUUAAUAGACACGUCUAAAAUUCUCCUCCUCGCAUUUCAGCGAUUUACAAAACUAAUAUGUUUACAGCAAGGCGUACCAUUUUUCAUCCUUUUGUCGAUUCUUUUUGCUUUUAUGGCCAAAACCUUUGAUUAGAAAGAAUUUUAACUAAGAGAAUCAAACUCCAUCGAACUUGUAACUUACAAUUGUUUAAGAAAUUAAAUCUGAUUCCGAAAAUAUCCUCGGAGGUUUUUUUAAUUGUUUUUAAAAAAUGGCUCAAACUCGUUGUUUACUCGUUGACACUAUAGGAAGACUGAUGGCUUAUCUAUGAUCGAUUACUUCGACUAGUGCGGGGACAGUUGAUAAUUAAUGUGAAAUAUUGCACAAAAACUUGAGAACUCUCUUACUUUAUAGUGAGACAUAACAAAGGUUUAAAAAGGAAUCUAAAUGACAGAUUUAAAUUUAGUUUGAAGUAAAAUUUCCUGUGUUUUACUUAAAGAAAAUCCCCCUAAAUUAUUUUCAUUAUUUUGAAAAUAGUUUUCCACCUCGCACUUUUAUGCAUAAAUCGUUAUUAAUUUUUUUUAACUUGUUUUGAAAAGCAUUUCAUGCAAACGAGAUGAAACAAUUUUCCUUAUUAAUUGAAAGCUUUUCUACUUGAAACAUUGAAACUAGUAAACGCUUCAGGGAUAAUGAGUUUGAGGCUUUUUAUUUAACUGAUAUUACACGAACAUCUCAAGUUCUAUAGACAAAUUUCAGUUAAUGUCUUUUCUGAAGGACCUUUUUACCCUACGUAUUUGAAUUGCAAAUUGUGUCGUAUUUUAUGAAGAUUGAACUUUUAGGGCAAAAAUACCAGUCAGAAAUUGUCGUGUUUAAAGAAAUGAAAAGCUCCAAGUGCGAAUCUCCGAUGAGAGAGCUUGGUUAGAAGGUUGCGUGAUUUUUUGCUAACCAUCAUGGGCAAACGUAUUUGUUAUUCUGCCAUGGGAUUCACAAACGACAAGUGUGGUUUGCGAUUGGGUUCAGAUUGUAGUGAGUCGUCAAUUGAGGAUAUUCUAGAUUCGUUAAACGAUGCUAUAGACGACAUCUUGCGGAAUGCUAUGCCACGGGUCAGUACCUUAAACUUACUUAUUUGCAAAUGUUGCCCUGUUUUGCCCUUGUCUCCUUGUAAGUCAACUUUGUGUUUUUGAAAGGCAAUUGGCGAAAAUCUAAUUCAUUCACCUUUCUUGUUCUACAAUACAAAGCCUGGACUAAAAAGACGAAAAUUGGCACUCAAUAAUCAGUACGUACCGGCAAUUACUUUAUUUUUCUCGUGGAAAACGUUUGCUAGAAAAAAGUUCUUUUAAAAAAUUUUGAUCCUUACAUCAAGUGAAAAUAUUACUCAAUAAUUUAUCAAAACAGAACACUUUUUUCCUUGACCGAAGUACCCUUCCACGCUAAUUUUGUGGUUGUCUAUGACUUGUUCCAUUUAAGGGGAUGUGGUUCCCUUUGCUUAAAGCUGCGUUACUUAGCAGAAAUUUUCUUUAAAAAAAACUUUUCUCAGAGCAGAGGCAAAAAAGAUUGUUUUUGUUUUCGCCAAUGUGUUAUGUUUACGUUUCAAUUUGCAUGUCAGUUUAAAGAUGCGAGGAUUAUUUAUAACUUAGGUUUUUAUGAAAAAAUAAUCAGUAUACGUCUAAUGUUAAAGGACCAGACACUAUUGGCGAUUUUUGUAAUUUUUUGUCAAGAUAGCUACUCGAAAUUCAAUUAAAAUUCGUUUUAUUUCUGAAUUAAUAUUCGUUAGGAAUGUUUUUUCUAGGAUUGCAAUUUGCAUUUUUACCACCACUGUGAAAAUGAACCUUAUGAAAACUGAACGGAAAUUGCAUUAUGAGAAUGUGUGUUUAUUCGAUCUUCUUUGAGAUUAAUAUUCUUUGGUUCAUGUUUGUUGUGCCUUUGUCGACAAUUAUAGUCCCUAUUUUCUCACUGUACUCCCCUAAUUAAAGUCUUCAAAUGCUUCUUCUCUUUUUCAAAUGGUUUUUGUGGGUGAAAAAUCACUAAAAUGGACUUUUAGCUGAAGUAGUCCAAUGAAGUACAUUGUUAAGGGUUUUGAAUCACUUUCGUUCUUAUGGACAUGAAAAGUUCAUUAACUAAUUCAGCGAUAGAGUAAAGGCCAUCGAAACGUGCCGAAUAGCCUGUUCCCUCCCCUUCUUCACUCGUGGUAAUCGCGUCCUCGCGAGGAUGUCGCGUUCUCGAGCACUCGGUUUCUUUCUUCUGUUUUGCACUUGCUUACGUCAGUUGAAAUACUCAUCUCAUUCCUUAGUCCGUUUUUUUUUUGUGUCGUUUCAAUUUCAAUAAGUUAUUUGAAUAAUUGCGUCCCGAAAUUUAGCCAAAUACAGGCCACCAAAUGAUCGAAGUGUAAAAGCAACUACUUAAAACUUUGAAGGAAAUUUAACCAACACAGCAAUACAAAAGAAGGUUUAUAUCUCGAUAUGUUAAAAACCGCCUGACUGCAGGUUCCGUGCAGUGCUUGUUUUACGCGGUAAAUUUCAUAGCCACUUAAUAUUAAACUCUUAAUGACUGGUCGCGAGGGAAACAGUUAAGUUUGUUUCCAGAAUCUCAAUGUUUCCCACAGCUCCGCCUCGGGAAACAUUGAGAUUCGAGGGGAACAAAUUGACUGUUUCCCAAGGGACCAGUCUUUAAGUGAUUUGUUAUAUAGCUGGAAAUUUUGAAGCUCGGAAUUCAUUAAACUUCGCUGUAACGGCGCUCGUCGGUCAACGUUCGCUGGUAACAGUGCACUGUUACACUCUGACGUCAUGGAUUUUGCAAUGUUGCCCGCUCAGAUAUUUCGGCGGGAAACAGUUUCAUUAUUAGAUGUCAUGUGACCUCGAAGUAACCAAUGAGAGCGCGCACUGUUGGCAAAAAAACUCCCAGGGUGGUUUCCGGUUUUCCUUGAGCUUACCGGUUUUCCCUUUCAAAUACGCCCCCUCCCUCUAACACCCCCCCUUUUUUUUUUCAGGUGAAUAAAGUUAAUAAACCCCUCUUUCUAAUAAGCACUUCCCCUCUCCUCCCCUAAUUAUUCUUCACUAAUAAAUGAUAGAGUUUAUUAAUCGUGUGGACAGAUCCGGGAUGGUUUAUUUACCAACUGGAAGUUCGGGUUUGUUUCUGAUCCUCGGCUGCAUGAACUCCAACCUUCUCGUACAUGAGCUUUUCCACUUGGUAUUCUAGUUCUUUAUGGAGAACUGAUACCAUCGUCUUUUCUAAAUUAAAUAAGUCCCCCUCUCAAGAAGCUCCCCUUCUCUAUUAAGCCCACCCCCCCUCCCUCAAAUGAUCUUGAAAUGAAUGAAGGGGCUUAAUAGAGGAUUUACUGUAUGCUGUUUCCUUGGUUUUGUCCCACGAUAAAUUUAUCCCUGAUAGAAGCGAUCAAAUUUCUUUAAGGCGCAGUAUAAAAGCAACCAAUGUGUAUGAUAUCGUAAGAAGAAAUUAAUUGUUGUUCACUCGCAUUUCUUGCAGUCUGCACUAGAGAAGCAAAUGAUCAGCCACAGAGAGGCCCACCAGAAACAACUUUCAGCUCUUAGAGACGAAAUUGAAUCACAGCAUGCUGUUAUUGCGUCCAUGAAGGAGUAAGAUUGUCCCAAAUAACCUUUUCAUAUUUACACUGUUGUUUUUGUAAUAGCAUGCGAAUUCGCUUCCCGCCGUUGGGACGUUUUGCUAAACUUUCUCAAAGGCGGGUAAGCCAUUUAAUUUUAUUUUGAUAAGAACACAACAUCAGUUUAUCUGAUCGUGUGAGCUAGCUUUUCUCAGGACCAUAAUUGAGUGAUUGGAUGCAAAUUUGCCUAGUCCUUGGGCCUCAUUAUUGCGCUCGACCGAUGCAUUUCAGGUCACGUGGUCCGAGAUACAUCACCGAAAUGCAUUACAAAUGAUGUCAGUUAUGGGGACCUUUGCUUGACAUCUGGAUUAACGAACUUUCAAAGAAGCUUUUUUUUUCCUACUCACUAGUGUAUCCCUGUUUACAGUAUGGAGCAUGUAGCUGGGAAAAAAUAUAUUUUACACGAUUGAGAAAAGUAUCAGUGGAAAGGUUACGAGAAUAAAUAGAAAGAGAACCAGGGAGUAAAUUCUUUGAUCUUUUAACAAAUUUUCUCUAUGGAGAUUGGUGUGGAGAAUAUGUUAGGAAAAACCUUCAUGUUGGUGUUAACAGGGUGUCCUCACUUUGUAAGCGACAUUUUGAUAUCUCUGCAGUGAUAUUUCAUAACUUAAGAAUUUUUUUUCCUGUUAACCCAACAUUCUUUUUUUCUCUUUAGAACCAAUCAGAAGCAAGCUUUAGAGAGGGACCACCUCAUGGUUAGUGCUUCAUGUUAUUAUGUCAUUUAGUAUCCAUAGACGAAAGCAUUCAAUAUUUUGCUGUCUAUCUUUUUUUAUGUGCUAAGAUUAGUUUGCUAUGAUAAUGCGCUUUUUUGGUUUGAGAUCAUGUUCUUACAUUUCAAUUCGUUUUCUUUGUUCAGAUGGAGAAUCAGGCCCUCAAGAGGGAACUUGAGGAGAAAUCAGUCAGAUUGGCUGACUUGAAGUAAGUCAUUUCAUUUCUCUUUUGUCCGACUUCAUUUUCGACUGUGGUAAAAUACUUUUUAUCUCAUUAUGAAUUAAAUGACUCGACAGAGAUGCCUUUAUCGUAUUUGUCUACGCGUUGACAUUGUUACUCGCUAGUAUAACAAUUUCGUCUUAUCCUGUUUAUAUAUAUAUAUUUUUUUCGUUUAGUGUACAAGCUGAGAAGAGAGAGCAAGCAAAGAAGGAUCUGAAAGGCCUUGAAGAGACUGUCGUAUGUAUCUCAAUGCCUGUAAUAGUUUGCUGUCAAUACCACUCCCUUGCGGCUCGUGCGGCUCGUGCGGCUCGUGCGUCUGUUAGUUCCAGUUGAACUUUGAACAUUUGGAUGCCGACAUUUCAAUGUUCCACAAGAGUGUGGACAAUGGCAAUAGUGGUCGAUUUGUUAAACAGUGUCCCUAACGAUUUCUAUUAUCUUUUUCUUGCACUUUCUACGAAAAUCCAGUUCCAAAUUCACUAGCAGAACCACUGUUCUCCGACACUUUCACUGCUGCAAGUGGGCUUAACUAAUAACUUGAUUACUAAAUUAGGAGACAGCUGACAUCUCUAGGGUGCUUGCUUUAUUUCAUUUUCUCACACAAAAGUAGUCACUAUAUUUCUUUCUUAACUUAGAGGAUUUUUGUGAUUUUAAUUUCAGCAUAAAGAACUCGCGACACUCUACCGACUUCGGCAGUUGUUUGUCAAAGAUUUACAAGCUCGUUUAAAAGUGGUAAGUUACAUUUAUCGUUUGUCAUCCUUGACAGCAUCAGACGAAUUCACUUCCCGUUUUCCACAGACUGGUUUUCUAUAAGAGAAUGUUCAUAGCUUCUACCUUUUUCUUUCUUCAACUUUGUCCAAACGACUGCUUUAAGAGCCUGUUCAUAAGAGCUCAGUUAUCAAAUGUUAUAAAUUUUAUUAUUUUGCGCUCAGUAGAGGGAUUAAUUAACCUCGUUCAAUAAAAAUAACCGUGCUAACGUUUCGGGUGAAGAGGGUGUCUUUUUUUUUUAGAAUACAAGAAAAAAACUUAAAGCUAAAUCUCUUCCUCGCAGUCGUCCUCGUCCUUGAAUCUAAAGAUUUGUAACAAAAUUACCCGACAACGAUCGCCUUUGUAUGCAUUUACAAGUUUUAACAGUUGUGUGGAAACAAAGAUAGGAACGGCGGUGAAAUUUCCUCCGCACGCGCGUGCACAAGCUCGACACGCGUGUUGUCUCUUGUAAACACGUAAUUAAUUGACUUUCUUUCUGUUUGUGUGUUUGUUUUUCCAGACCAAUGUGGACACUGACACAGAAGAGGAAGGAGGGAGCCAAGCACAAAAACAAAAGAUUGCUUUUUUAGAGAAUAAUUUGGACCAGCUAACGAAGGUCCAUAAACAAGUAAGUGGUUUUAAAUUAUAUCUUAAGUUUUUGCUGUUCCGAUUUCAGUUGAGAUAGUUCUUUUCAAAUUUUGUAAAAAUUAUACUUAAAGUCCUUUUCAAAUUAUUGUCUCCACUUGUUGAAAGUGCUGCAAUCUGAAUGUCGGUGUAUGUCUUAGUUUUGUUUUAGUUUUAACUUCCGUCCAGUUUUUGUUAUUGUUUUAUUGAAUUGAUAUGGAAAUCUCUCAAGUGCUAAAUGCAGGACUAAUUUUUCUACCUGACAAAAUCGUGUAAAUUUCUCUGAUGCUAUCCCGGGACCUCCUUAGUGAAUGAAUUUUUCAAUAAUAUGAUAGAGUUGACUUAAAACAGAAAAAGAAAGUAGAAAACUCCCACCAAAUUCACUCUACCAUUCAAUUGUAAUUCGCUGCAUAUACUUACUGUUUUAAAAAUCGAAAACGACCUGCAAAACGAAAACAUGUAGGAGAUAAUCUGGUCUCGUUUGGACAGUGAACUCUAUCUAUUCACAAAUUAUUUGACAACCGGCUUUAAAAAUGCGACAAGUUCAGAUGCCUGGGCUUUUUAAAAAUUGCUUUAGCUCAUACUUGCCGUUUUGCACUAAAAAGUUCUCAGUAAAUCAACAAGACUAUCGCGUAAAUUUGAAAAUAGGAAAAAACGGAAAGAAACCGUUUUUUUUUUUGUCAAGCGACUGUUUUACAUUGGCUAUUUAUCCUUACUUAAUAUUACACUCUUACAAUUGUACCUUGUUUUGAUAUUAUACAAGGUAAACAAAGAAAUAAUAUAGAUGUUGCUUCGCGUGGUCCCAGGAGUGCCCGACGCAACUACAUGCAGAGCGAAAAUAUAAGUUUUCAGAGAAUAACAAACAGUUAAAGGAAUUUCACGCACGAAGCGAUUCAGACUAGUCCGAUGAUCGCUCAGUGUGUGAAACUCGAGUAACUGUCUUAUUUCCUUUCUCAAAAUUUGUAUAUAGUAAAAAGGUUUUAAUCGCAUAAAUGUUUUAUUCCAAACAGCUACAGGCGUUGAAGAAAGGGAAGCUUUUGAAGCAACAAAUCAACGUUCUCUCACUUGCAUAUUAGUUAUUAUGGGAAAUUAUUUUGAUAUUUUCUCUUUCCUUUUUUUUGGUAAUUUUGGUUUUACGAAAAUGCUCUAUCUAAGAAUUUCUAAGAGAGAAAUCCAUUGUCUUCUCUUUGCUGGGGUCACAUUUAAGUCUUUUUAUUGGUUGUCUACGUCUUUGUGUGGAGAUUUUAUGUAGGAAAGAGUGCAACAUCAAUUAAUCUUACCUUCGAGUGACAAUACGGAUUGUUUUUGUAACAAUAUGUUGAGAGUUAAUACUUACAUUUUCCAGUGUAAUUGAAUUAGAGAGUUGUAUUGGAUGGGUUAAAGACGUUCCAGUAUAUUCCCAUUUUGGUAUUAAAAUAUAGAAAUUCAGGUGGACUUUUAAAAACCUCUAAAUAUAAGCUGUACCACGAACGGUGGGCGAAAAUUAGCUUUCAAGAAUAUUUAAAUGAAUUUUUUAAACAUGGAUUUUGUAUUUAACUGAAUAUGGGUUGUAAGUUGUUAAUAAAAUGAAGUUUCAUAUCACUGAGUGAAAUUUUUCCCUGGACGAGAAAAAAAACCGAGAACACCCUUAGAGAAAGUUAAUGGCAGAAACACCUUUUUAUAGUUUUUGGUUGAAAGUACCAGCUUUCUCGAUGUCUUUUUAGUCUAAAUUAAGAAUGUUUUCUUAAAUGUAUUCUUUAAAACAUGCGAUUAGCGAAAUUUCACUUCUGAGUCUAAGUUAAAAGAACCCUUUGCGUGAAUGAAAAGCUACUAGGUUCAGUGUAGCGCAACCGAAUUUCAAAUUUUUGAGAAAACUGGUGCAGCACAAAGUUUUUAUAUAGAAUCAAUAUUGAUCACGUACCUGAGUUAAUGUUGUUAACAGUAUUGGACUGAUGCUAUCGUAAUCCCCUUCUUGCAGUCCGUGUGGCGACUCAGUGGUAAUUAAGAUAAGUGCCUUGCCUUCUGUUUUGAUUUUAAUCCGUUUAAUUGUUUUUCUGUUUCACAGCUCGUUAGAGAUAAUGCCGACCUUAGGUGUGAACUGCCCAAGCUAGAGAAGCGCCUGCGAGCAACGCAAGAGCGGGUGAAAGCAUUGGAGCAGGCGCUGAAGGAGGCUAAGGAAGGAGCGCAGAGGGACCGGGCACGAUACCAGAAGGAAGUAGAACGAAUCAGAGAGUCUAUGAGACAGAAGCAAGUAGCGGCUAGAAAAGGCGCUCAGGGACAUAUAGGUAACAAGCAGAUGAAAACAUUGUUUUUUAUCGUCUUAGGAUGUUUUCAGUUCUUGUUAGUCUGGGUUACAAUGGUGCUUUAAAUGUUCACACGUAAAAACCUUUGGCAAACUUAGAACCACCUCGUCCAGAAUACUGUAUAUCCCUUUUUGAAGAAACUGCUCAGUAAUUUUCUUUUAAAUGGUCAUUGUUUAGGUUUAUCCACAAGGUCUAGUCUAAAAUGUCGCCCGUCUCUUCACCCCACCCCCCAACGGGCGGCAAGUCUCUCUUGCCUUGCUGCCCGUAGAGGGCGGGGUUGGGCGAAGAGAAGGAUGACAUUUCAGACUACCACAAGGUCACGAUUUACUGUCGUCUUUUACAGCAUAAGAAACAAUUCCAUUGGAAAGUAAUACUCAGUAGCUUUCAUUUGCAUUCUCCCGUUUUAGGAUUUCACACCCAGACUUCAGUGUUAGAUUUGACUUGUACAUCAGCAUACAUCAUAAACAGACAAUACUACUUAGUAGCUCUCAUUUAUGAAAAGCUUUACCCCUCAUGCAUGCUUAACAUUUAGAACACCAUGGUCGACUAAAACAGCUCAGUCUACCUGAAAGUACCUCUCAUUUCAUUUCAACGGUCACAUUAUGGCUCCUGGGGGCCGUUUCUCGAAAGUCCCGAUAAUUAACGGGCUCGGUAAGCUGUUCCCGUUUACAUUAAAGAUCGAGGUUUCAAUAGUUUUGCAUGUAACAUGAUAAAACUAUCAGUUAAAGAAACAAAAUGGAGUAGUUUGCUAGCCGGGACCCGUGCUCUUAUUUUUUAUAUUUCGAUUUGAAUAUUUGAUUUCGGGCCCGAAAAGUUACCGGGACGUUCGAGGAACGGGCCCCUGGUCGCGUUAUUAAGAGGCGUCAUCCUUACAAGUCGAAACUGUAUUCUUGGUUUACAACUACAUGACAAGGUGUCAUGUUAGAGGUCAAGACAACGCAAUGUCUUUUUGGGGGGGGGGAGAGGGGGCAGGGGAAACGCUUUUGUUCUAAUCACCAACAUUGUAGUCUUCUUCGUAACUGCUAAUUGUGUAAUCACGCAACGAUCCUCCUCACUGGGGAAAGCGUCACGCAACGAUGCGCGACGACACAAAAAACCCGACUGCAUAGGAGACUACCAACAUGGCUGCCGUGGGGUCAGCUGCAAAGCAGCGAUUGAAACAAUCCAUCGUAUUUCACUUUUUUAUACAUAGUAUAAUUUCGUAUUUUUAUGUUCCAGCGAAACCCAUUCGUCCUGGACAGCAACCCACGUCUCCUAACGUCCGUCCCGGAAGCAGUCCCGGCAUUGGUAGCGCCUUAUUAGGAAUGACACGUCUGGCUGGCGGAACAGUCAUGGGCUCUAACGUUCCCAGCAGUCCAAGCACGCCGAGCCUACCCAGUUCCCCAAAUGGCGCCACUAUUGUGACGCCGGUUAUUCGUGGCGGGAAAGGCUCGGAACCGGUUGUCACCUACAGUAAGAGGAUACGAAAUGCAGUCAGUACGGAGUCGCUUAAUCGUCCAUUACCUCAGGGGAGCCCUAGGUAUGACUUUGUUGCUUACAUAUUAGAUUUUUAGGCCAUUUGCAUGAUGACGUUAUGUUGCUACUACUGCUAGCAGAAUGGAUUGCCAAGUUUAAAUAUGAAAGGAAAAAUGAUAUGGAGUCUGUCACUUGUAGUGGUAAGAUGAAGCCAUCGUGCAAAUUGCCAAUUAACGAGCUUUAGUAGCGACAAAACCGACAGCAGCGAAAACGUCGGAAUUCGCCUUAUUCAAACUUUGUCAAGUUUAAACCAUCUCGCCAAGAAUGUCAAAUGUAGUUGUAUUUGCCUGGAGUUACGUUUUUGAAGACCGCAAUCCAAAUGUAAAAAGAGAGAGAAGAUUCAUCUUUGAGUGGUUUACUUCCUCCAUAAAACAUCGCACAAGAAAAUUUCACAUCGUAGUCGUGAAAGUCGGUUACACGUACGACAUUGUUUAUGUUGAGCUCACUAAGACAAUCUGCUCUUUUCAAGUUCUCGUCGCCCUCGCCGUCGUAGUCGUCGCCGUGGCUAAAGCUCCAUAUUUUUGCGUACUCAAAAUAAUAAACUAUUAUGAAUCCUGAACUAACUAGUUUAUUACCCAAGACACCAUUAAAUUCUUAGCUAGAAGAAAGCGUCGCAAUACUCUGUUGAAAUACCGAAAAAAACUUAAAACCUUUCGAGGUGGGGAAGGUGAAAGGGAAACGGAGCUCGCUACAAGAAGAACUAAUCAAAGAAAUAAUCGCCCACAGCCAUCAUUAAGUUAACUAUGAACAGUUUCCAAUUAACUAUUAAGAAAUCUCCCGAACGCGGUGAAAAACGUUUUAUUGACAUUUUGAGGUCGCGUGUGUGUUUGGGUAGGGGCUGUGCCGAAUUGCACCAUGGGACUGUUUCGUAGACGAUAUUGGUUAUUAUGAGGUUGCGCGGGAAACUGGUUCAAACUGAUGCGUCCCCCAAAACAGUCCCAUAGACAAUUCGAUACGACACCGAAUCAGUCCUCCUUCAAAUGACCAAUACGCUGUUUCUUCGUGCAAAGUUGUGAUCAUAUAGUUUAAGGGUUUUCUGUCUUCGCACCGUCGCUUUUGAAUGAAAUACCGAAAAAUACUCGAAUGUACUUUUCCUGAUUUUGCGCUCUUUGAGAUGUAGAUUAUCUUACUUCAGUGCGAAUUUGCUCAUUUUAGUCUGUUUUAUUGAACAGUUGACGGAUAAAUGAGUCUGGCGCAACAAGAUUAUUGUUCUUUUCCUCAUUAUCAUUAUUAAAGUGAUUAGAAUCAUGUUUACGGCAAACGGUAAACGUUAACCUGUACCACGUCGCCAAGUUUUCACUAGUCCAUUACCGGUUAUUAUAUCUACACAGGAAUAAAUAGUUUCAUUCCCGGAUUAUAUAUAAGAAUAAUUUUAGAUAGUUUUUAUUUGUUUAUCUCUCCUCUGCAUUUUGAGAAAUUGGCAACUUGAAUCUCACCUUCUUGUUUUGCUGGAAACGUGAUUUUAAGCUUUCUAUAAUUACUAUUUUUAUUUGUGUUGUCCCACGUUUUCUUUCACCUUGGACGCGCUUCUUUGAAUAGCAUUGACAGUAGUCUUCAUACCUGUUAAAAUCCCCCAGAGGUGUGGCUUGAACUGGUAUUUAAACUGGUACUUUUAUUCCGUGAAGUCAACAAUGGUGAACGCUCAGUUGAAACAUGCGAUCGCGGUUUUAUGCGUCGUUUUUCCUUUUUUACGAAUGUUCAAGUCUGCCGUUAUACCUGGUGGCAUCACAAAGAUUGAGCAACAUGACUUGUGCAGGCAUAAAGAGCUUCUGGAGGGACUUAACAAAGUUGUGCGCCUAGAAAACGCGAAACAACCUAGACCAGUCUUCAAGUUUGUUUAUCUUCCUUACACGCUUGAAGCAUCGAGUCAAGUUGUUCAGGGAUCAAUCUACCGCGCCAGCGUAAAACUUGCGCCUUCAAAAUGUAGAAACGAUUUGAACGAGACGAGGGAAGGCAUCGAGGCCUGUGGGUUGGAUUUUUUAAACCCCAGCGUUUUACAACAGGAAAAGUCGUGUACGUUUGAGAUAUGGUCUCGACCUUGGCUGGCAGAGCCAGAGCGUUUGCUGGUGCAGAAAGCCGAGUGUAAACCUUCUACAUCUGGGCAAGCGCAGCCGUAUCGCAUUCGUUGGACUAUGAAAGUAAACAUUAAACCUCUUUGCAACCUACUGGUCGCUCCUCCGACUAAACCGUGAUUGAAAACGUUCUUUCGAGAUCUUGAGAAACAAAAAUGACUUUUGCGUUUAUAGACAAAGUGCCUUUGUGUAACCAUUUUUAACUGGAAAAUGUAAAGGAAUACUUUGUAUCUGUGCUGUGGGUUUUGCUGUUCAGUUGAUUGUCAAUGUUAUGGUAAAAUUAAAUUUAAAAAAACACUAUCGAAACUUGCUGUGAUGUUGUGCGGUAUUUUGCGCUCUACGUUUUACAAACUGUUUAUUUUGUUGUUCUAACCUUUGAGUUUAUGGAUGAAUUGGUAAUUGUGACCAUACAGGUAAAAGUAAAAGCAAACCAUUUUUUCUUUCCUGUAAUAUUGUUUAUUGUGCCGUACAAGAUGGUUUUAACUUUUGAAUCUUUCGAUGAAACCCAACCGCAAAAAGUGAAACCAUACGGCGUGGCCAUUCAUGUGAAAGCUACUUAAGUAGCUGAAUCAUGUGGAAUUUUUUACUAUUAUUACUUAAUGUGUGCUUUUUCACUUUAUUUUCAUAAAUAUCCUGCACGUUUUCGCCCGAACAUUAGCUUUUGGCGUCUUGAUGACAAAACCUUUAAGUGUUCAGCUCUUUAUCUCCCGGUAUUAACCGAUUUUUGAUCGGAGUAUGCAAUGAUUGGCCCUUUUAUAUGUGAUCUGGUGACCGCACUUUUUCGAGGAAAUUAUUUCUGGUUUUCUUUUCAGUUUGAAUGGUGGAAAUCCGUCACCUGAUUACGAAAGAAGGCGUGGUUCCUCUGGUACAGCUAUCGGAGGAGGUAACUCUUCCAACGCGCACAUGCGCACUGCAGCCAGCGUAGACCGGCUCAAUAUAAUGGGCGAGGGCAAUACUGGAAGGAAAUUGCCUUCAAUGCCUGAUUCAAUGCAGAGAUCACCGAUGAAGAUUUCAGGCCGUGAAGGUGAAAUAGCCGCGUUGAAGAGGAGCAGCAGGCGGUCUGCUUCAUCGCACAACUUAGUUAAUAGUACGGAAGGUAAGAAAAGUUUCCUUUUUUCACCAACAAGUAAUGGUGUGCCGAUCAUCGAUCGAAAUUUUUAAGCGACACGUUAAUCGAUCAUGAAAAAUAAUUAAUCGGUUAUCAUAAGAACAAUGAAAUUUCUUGUUGUCAUAUGAAGAAAACUUGGGUGUUGUCACCCGAAAGCACAGAAAAAAUUUUUAGCUCUAGGUAGAAUCGAAGUCACGACCCUCCGAAUUUGGUAGAUUAGUCUAACCACUGAGCAGGGUCGAAUCCACUGAUAUCCCUUUAAUUAACUGAUAUGUUUUUGUCGUGUUGUAAAACUCGGUACAGCGGCCGUCCUAAGUUGAAUUCUUAUAAAGAGAUUUUUCCGAUUACAAUCGAUGACCGAUCAGGUGGGUUAAUCCGAUUAUUUCCGAUGAUCGACGUCAAGUCUCAGCCCAUUCUUAACAUUACUCGUAAGAACGUUGAGCCAAUCAAGGUUGCAGCUAUCAAAUCGAACGUGACACCGACAGACGUUCUAGUCCUAGCAGAGUCCAUGAUGAUAGUUUAACCUUAAGUCCCAAGAGUGAUCAACAUCAAGUUUCUCCUUACAGUAUCAGUACAUUAUCAAAAGAAAAGGUUAUGAGAUUUAAUAAAAUGAUCACCUCAGGAAAAAGCUUUGAAGUUUUAUCAAAUUCUCUUAACUAAUUUUUUUAAGGAAAUGUAUGGAGAUCAGUUUGGAGAAUUUGUAUGUGGAUAUUGGGGCUGAAAGGGUUAAUGACCUUUGCUCCCACUGGUCUCCAAGUAAGUGGAGAACUGGGGUGCAUACCAUUUACUCAAACCACCCGGGUAGGAAUUGGUGCACAAACAAAAAACUACAAAAUUUGACAAGGUGGGAGAACGACCCGCUACAAAGUAUAUCCAGAUCAGCACAACAGAUCAAAAAGAGUAGAAAAAUUGCAUCGCCUUAAAUCACACCCCAUAUCUCCUGAAGCUUUCCGAACUGAAGGGCGCGAACCAUUUGAUUUUCCAACCUGAAUUUCCGGUUUUCCCAAGUAAGUGACACGUACCCCGGGUCUCACAUCUGCUGAAAGAGCUUUGUUACGGGUAAACGCGCGGGUGCUGACUGGUUUAACAGGCUAACAAUUUGAGAGCCUGGUACAGGUUGUCGCUAAUCAGUCACUUCUCACUCUCCAAACAGGUGGACCAUGGGAAAUGAGGAAACAAUCAAGUUCUUAG